This is a messenger RNA of Lathyrus oleraceus (garden pea), 1079 nucleotides long. RefSeq names its product bidirectional sugar transporter SWEET5. Gene Ontology annotation, biological process: carbohydrate transport. Gene Ontology annotation, cellular component: membrane. The transcript has 6 exons. The coding region runs from base 86 to 826 and encodes 246 amino acids. Gene Ontology annotation, molecular function: sugar transmembrane transporter activity. NCBI's taxonomy places the organism in Eukaryota, Viridiplantae, Streptophyta, Magnoliopsida, Fabales, Fabaceae. The record is from RefSeq and is a predicted model, not a curated record.
GUCUCUCUUGUCUUUUAUUUCAUUCUAUCAACUUUUUCUCUUUCUCUUUCUCUCUUUCUCUGUGGAAACAACAGCUUCUAAAAUAAUGGGAAACAAUUCAAUAGCUCGUACAGCAGUUGGAAUUCUGGGCAAUGUAAUCUCUUUCGGCUUGUUUUUCUCUCCAGCUCCAACAUUUUAUGGAAUUAUAAAGAAGAAAGCUGUAGAAGAGUUCAAACCAGAUCCAUACUUAGCUACAAUAAUGAAUUGUGCAUUUUGGGUAUUAUAUGGAAUGCCUUUUGUGCACCCAGACAGCACUUUAGUCUAUACCAUCAAUGGUGUUGGAGUUGUGAUUGAGAUUAUCUAUCUCACCAUAUUUUACAUCUAUUCUACCAACAAAGGAAGGAAAAAACUAGUCCUUAUAUUUGCUAUUGAGGCUAUUUUUUUUACGGCCAUUGUACUGAUAACAAUGUUAGCACUUCAUGGGACUACAAAAAGAUCUUUAGUGGUUGGUGUUAUAUGUGAUGUCUUCAAUGUAAUGAUGUAUUUUGCUCCUUUAACCGUCAUGGCAAAGGUUAUAAAAACUAAGAGUGUAAAGUAUAUGCCAUUUUGGCUUUCUCUAGCUAAUUUAUUAAAUGGUUUAGCUUGGUCAGCAUAUGCUCUUCUUCAUCCAUUCGAUAUUUAUAUUUUGAUAUGUAACAGUAUUGGAGUAGUUUCUGGAAUUGUUCAGCUUAUUCUAUAUGCUUGUUAUUGUUCUAACAAAGGUGAAAACAAUGAAGAUGGUGAUGUUGAGAUGAAACCAACUAGUGUUCAUGAAAUCAGAUUUAAUGGAAGAACUACAAUAGCAUGAUGAUGAAUACUAAUUAACUCAUAUCAUAGUUUCCUUAAUUUCUUAUGUGUUGAAUAUGUACGAAGCAUUGGAAAUGCUUCUAUACAAGAUUAUUUAGUUUUGAUUUUUAUCUUUGAUAAUUUGUGAGAGGAAUGCCAUUGCUCUUAAUGGUAGCUUAUGAAUCCUCAUUUUUGAAUUAUGUUUUUUUGGCUUUUUUAACAUUGUCGUUGAUUUAGCCAUUUCUCUUAUAUGAACAUUUCAGAUAUCUUUUUCA